Messenger RNA from Arthroderma uncinatum, 915 nucleotides. RefSeq lists its product as uncharacterized. Gene Ontology annotation, cellular component: spliceosomal complex. The record is from RefSeq and is a predicted model, not a curated record. Lineage: Eukaryota; Fungi; Ascomycota; Eurotiomycetes; Onygenales; Arthrodermataceae. The transcript has 3 exons. Gene Ontology annotation, biological process: mRNA splicing, via spliceosome. Bases 1 to 915 code for a protein of 304 amino acids.
AUGAUGGACGUCGACGCGCCUUUGUUUAAUCCCGCGAAGAGGAGAAAGUUCAUGCGCAGACGAGCGGACGAUGCGAAGCCCGAAGACGAGCCGGACACAUCAGGGCAACGAAUGGCCGAGCUGGAUACACGAAUAUCUCCCGUCCACGAUGACAUGGAAACAGACGAUACCCAUGUUGCCGAUAUAGUGCGUCUUCGCAAACCACACCGAGUACGGAAAGGCGGUAUAGAGUUCUCAACGUCGCGGUUGGGGCGAAAUGACUCUCUCAUCCCAGCGUCCGAGGCAGUGGCCGACGAGGCUGAAAUGGCUAAACGUCGCCUUGGGACGUUGCCGUCGGAGACAGCAGAUCCUACUGAUCCCACCGAUCACGAUUCACGGCGAGCUGCAGACAACACGUCGGCAGAGUUACAUCUACCGCAGAGACAGCCGGCAACUCUGGGGAAGCUACACGAGAUCGAUCUCGGACCCGACUCUAAGCUUCAAAACAUUGCAAGGACCGAAGCAGCUACCAGGAACCUUGUAAAGGGGGAUUCUGCAACUCCCGAGGGUGACGACGACACAUUCAACAAAACCCGUCUUGAUAAGGAUGGCAAGCCGAUACGCAGCAGCCGGAGGAGGCGUAAUAGCGAAGAUGUCAUGCGAGAUCGGCUAGUGGAAGAAGUUUUGCGCGAGAGCAAACUCGAUGUCUACGAAGAACCCCAGCGCUUGCCGCUUGAGGACGAUCAAGCCGCUGAUGAUCGAAUUGCAGAUCAAUUCCGUAGAGACUUCUUAGACGCCAUUCACUCGAGAAGACGCGGAGCCCGAACCCGAAAUACCAAAACAACCAAGACGGAUGCACCACGUGGACCGAAACUCGGUGGUAGUCGUAGUGCAAGGGCAGCCAUGCGAGAGCAGCAGAGCAAAGCCCAGAAGUAG